CCGCCGCCCGCCUCUCAGCGCUUGGGGGUAGGGUGAGACGGGGAGGCUCCUUCGCCAAAGCCUAAAGCGGAUCAAAGUAGGGGCGACCGGAGGCGGUGAAGGUGAAGGCUUUCGAGGACUCUCCCUGAUCUGGGCUGAUUCUCUCCUGCCCCACCCUCGGUGCUGCUUCUCCCUCUCCCCGGAGCCCUGUUGCUUCCGCCGCCGCCACUGCCCCCACUCCCACCCGGAACCCGUCCACUAUGGAGAAGACCGAGAUGAUCCAGAAGGCCAAGCUGGCCGAGCAGGCCGAGCGCUAUGACGACAUGGCCACCUGCAUGAAGGCGGUGACCGAGCAGGGAGCUGAGCUCUCCAACGAGGAGCGCAACCUGCUCUCGGUGGCCUACAAGAACGUAGUCGGGGGGCGAAGGUCAGCCUGGAGGGUCAUUUCCAGCAUUGAGCAGAAAACUGACACCAGUGACAAGAAGAUGCAGCUGGUCAAGGACUACCGGGAGAAAGUGGAGUGUGAACUAAGAUCCAUCUGCACCACGGUCCUGGAAUUGUUGGAUAAGUUUUUAAUAGCCAAUGCGACUAAUCCAGAGAGCAAAGUCUUCUAUCUGAAAAUGAAGGGAGACUACUUCCGGUACCUUGCUGAAGUAGCAUGUGGCGAUGACCGAAAACAAACAAUAGAUAAUUCCCAAGGAGCUUAUCAAGAAGCAUUUGACAUCAGCAAGAAAGAGAUGCAACCUACACAUCCAAUUCGCCUGGGGCUAGCUCUUAACUUUUCUGUAUUUUACUACGAGAUACUUAAUAACCCAGAGCUUGCCUGCACAUUGGCUAAAACGGCUUUUGAUGAGGCUAUUGCAGAACUUGAUACACUGAACGAAGACUCCUACAAAGACAGUACCCUUAUCAUGCAGUUGCUUAGAGACAACCUAACAUUAUGGACAUCAGACAGUGCAGGAGAAGAAUGUGAUGCUGCAGAAGGUGCAGAAAAUUAAAAUUCAUACAGGGUAUCAUCUUCCUCUCUCUCAAGAAACCUUUUUACACGUCUCCAUUCCUUAUAGCUCCACUUGGAUUUCCUAUAGCAAAGAAAACCCAUCCAUGUGUAUGGAAAUCAAUCGUUUAUAGUCUUUUCACACUGCAGCUUUGGGAAAACUCCAUUCCUUGAUUUGUGUUUGUCCUGGCCUUCCUGGUGUGCGGUUACUGCUGUAGAAAAGUAUUAAUAGCUUCAUUUCAUAUAAACAUAAGUAACUUCCAAAACACUUAUGAGGACUAAAGUGUAUCUGGUAUUUAAAAAUCUGAACCAGUUCUGCAAGUGACUGUGUUUUGUAUUACAGUGAAGAUAUGAAAAUGUAGUUAAAUACAACUCAAGUGUUUUACAUAGCUUCCCCCCACCUACCCCCUAUAUUACCACCUUAUUUUUCCAGUGUUUUCCUUUCAGCAAACAACUUUCACAUGCUCUUCUUAUAUAUUCCUUUUAAGGAGAAAUCUGGAAGUAUUGGGUCAAAUGGAAACAAGUUUGGCAUUUUAGAGUUAGGGAUCACAAAUUGAAAUAUGCCUACUGUAAAAUACGUCCUGUGACAGCACGAAGUUUUCUUACUCUCCAGUGGCUGCUGUUUCAUUUGACAGUUUCCCUGUCUCAAUAAAAGUUCACUCACACUCCUGCCUUUGUAGUUCUGGUGUCCGCUUUACUAUGUAAUAGAAGUAGCAUGUAACUACCAGAAUACAAGUGUUACUUUUUGGCAAAUUAAAGUGCAUGUCAUUUCUUAAUACACUAGAAUGGGGGAAACCAUUGGAAAUACACGAGUCCAGGCCUAACAUUUUUAGUACUUUUCCAUGCAGAUUUGUGCACAUGUGAGAGGGUGUCACGUUUGUCCAGUGAUCGUUACUUAGAAAGUUUGGACCACUAUUGUGUGUUGCUAAUCAUUGAUUGUAGUCCCAAAAAAGCCUUGUGAAAAUGUUAUGCCCUAUGUAACAGCAAAGUAACAUAAAAUAAAAUUACAUUUUAUAAACCA
Vombatus ursinus (common wombat) is the source of this 1994-nucleotide messenger RNA. RefSeq names its product tyrosine 3-monooxygenase/tryptophan 5-monooxygenase activation protein theta (gene YWHAQ). The record is from RefSeq and is a predicted model, not a curated record. The transcript has 6 exons. Bases 240 to 977 code for a protein of 245 amino acids. Gene Ontology annotation, cellular component: cytoplasm. Gene Ontology annotation, biological process: signal transduction. NCBI's taxonomy places the organism in Eukaryota, Metazoa, Chordata, Mammalia, Diprotodontia, Vombatidae.